AUUAAAAAGAAAAGGAUAAUUUACCUAAGUCCAGUGUUACCCCAUUCAAACCAAAACCUGCUUCAAGGCUCACCGUACUCCCUCCGUCUCCUUCGCGCCGGAAUCGCCUCCGGCAGCGGCGGAGGGCAUAUCAUCACUUUCGUUACACCAUUAAGACCGUCUCUUCGUCCUCUAUCACAAAUCAACCUCAAUGCCUCUCAAUUUUCAGUCAAACAUCCAAACCAAACCAAAAUCAAAUGAACCCUAACUCACUAAAUCUUGAAUUAAACGCGAGCAAAGGGAGAUUCGGAGACCAAACCAUAAGGGAUUGGCUCCAUGGACUACAAAAUACACCAUAGUAAGGAGAAUCGAUCGAGAAAAAUGGAAUUUCACCAACCUGUAAGACGGCGGAGUGGCCCGGUGAAAAUUGAAUUCAGAGCGAACGAACAUGAAGAUGAAGGCGCCUUCAGGUUUUAGUUGCCUAGUUAUUCGCAGCUUUGGAUUUUUCUGCUAUGCAUAUGCUGCUGUUGGGCAUUGCCUUGCUUGAAUAUUUGAAAUCGAUUUCUGGAACUGCUGUUGGAUUAUUGAUGCAAGAUUAUGGAUGUUGGCUUUCGAUGAAGUUAGUUUUAGUUGAGUUAUCAGUUAAAUUUGGUUGAUAUAUUUUUACUUCUGUUAGCAGGUUUGGAUAUGUUAUGACUUUCAUGUGCUGUGGAGCUUUUGGAGGUGUCCUGUUAAUAGAGAAAAGGUUAGAGUGAAAUUGCUAAGUUGUUGGUUAGACUCACUUGUUAGAAUUUGAAAACAAUUACAGUUUGGAUGUGAUUAAAGGAAAAAGUUAGAAAUUAUUUGCAAGCUUGGUCUGGACUUAGCAAUUAUUUGGAAGUUAUGUGUUAGUUAACAGUUAGCAAAUCAAGAGAAAGUUAGUGGAGAGUUUUAACAGUAUUAAAUCCUAAGUAUUAAUAUAAUACAUAUGUCUAAUCAGGAUGAUGUUCCCCCGCGAUAUGCUGAUACUGGUGCUCGUCAAUCAAGAGCUCGAAUGGAAUAUGAUUAUGGGGGCAGUGCUUCACAGUAUGGUGAUGCUUAUGGUGAUAGAGUUGGAAGAUCAAAUCUUGGAUAUGGCAGUGGCAGCCGAAGUUCUAUUUCUGGUCAAGAAUCACAUGGGAUGUAUAGCAGUCGGCAGGGAACAGGUUAUGGUGGAGGAUCUUAUGGUGGCAGUGAUGUUGGAGGCAUGUACUCGUCAAGUUAUGGUGGUGAUUACGUUUCUCGUGGAAGUGAUGUUGGCGGCAGCUCAUAUUCGUCAAUGUAUUCUGGCAGAGGUGCCGGCGGCGGUAGCAGUUACAUGGGCAGCGGUGGAUCUGGAUCUUAUUAUUGAGGUAAGUAAGCCGAUAACUCUUUGGCAUUGAACUUUGUGUAUUACAUUAGAAUGCAUAGGGUAUAGAUAUAUUUUUCUAGAGAUUUCGCUAUACCUAUACUCGAAAUGGUAUCUCUUAUCUUUUCGCAAGGGCUGGCGAAGGUUGGACAUUAUGGUCACCAGUGAAUUUGUCUAUUAACAGAUCUAUUAUAAUAAAGUGGCUGCCAUAGGAUGAUGGCCUUUGAAGCUUAUGGAUGUUAUGAAGCCUACAAUUUGGAGACAAAGGAACAUUGCUAUUUAUAGCAAUAUAUUUGGGAAUUUGUCGCAAAAAAGAGCGUCAUGUCAAUCCAAGCUAUCUUGGGUCUUCUCUAGAUGGGAUGUAAUAUAUCAGUUCUUGAUUUUGUGCUGUAUGGAGUCAAGUUAAUGAGAGACGGAAAAAGAAAUAUUUAGCAGUGAUGUGUAAUCAAACCUUGAUUUAUGAUACCAUUUAUGGGCAGAUAAUGUUAAAGAUUUGUCACUGCUCUUCCUUUCAUUUGGACAGAGACCAAGGCUAGGGAUGCCUUCUUGUUUGGUUAAGGAUUAAUGGAAUUUUUAUCUGCUGAAUUUAUCAAAAAGUUGGUUCUCUA
Messenger RNA from Lathyrus oleraceus (garden pea), 1953 nucleotides. RefSeq lists its product as uncharacterized. The coding region runs from base 947 to 1348 and encodes 133 amino acids. Lineage: Eukaryota; Viridiplantae; Streptophyta; Magnoliopsida; Fabales; Fabaceae. The transcript has 5 exons. The record is from RefSeq and is a predicted model, not a curated record.